Molecule: messenger RNA, 1203 nt
Organism: Paraglomus brasilianum
Lineage: Eukaryota; Fungi; Glomeromycota; Glomeromycetes; Paraglomerales; Paraglomeraceae
Source: the annotation of a GenBank genome assembly
AUGGCACUUGUAUUACCUGAACUAUUAACGAAAAUUUUUAAAUUCUUAGCUGAAGAUAAGGCGUUAUAUCCUGCCUUAUUCGUUUCUAGACUCUGGUCUAUGUGUUCCGGCUCAAUUUUAUGGCGUCGCAUCGAAUUGAUAGGGGAUGGGGGUGCCUUUGGCGAGAAAUAUGAAAUACAAUUGAAAAAGUUUUUAAAGAUAGUACGCAAAAAUUCAAGACUAACUUAUGGCUCAAGUGUACGUUAUCUCAAAAUUUCACACUAUCAUAAACUCUCAAAUAAGAUACUUGGGAAAUUCAUCGAAAUAUUUCCAAAUAUAAUCCAUCUUGAUUUUAAACGAAGUUAUGGAUACGAUGAUACAGCAUUAUUCAAGAUUUCUCGAGCAUAUCCUAACUUAAUUCAUCUUAAUGUUUUUAACAACGGGGGGUUAACUGAUCAUUCUAUUAUCGAACUCGCAAGUAGAUGUUCUAAAUUACAGUAUUUGGAAAUUAGUUGGGGCGGAAACAUUACCGACAAGUCUAUCUAUGAAAUUGCGAGAUCUUGCUACUGCUUAAGGCAUCUAGGAAUAAGCGGAGGUAAAAGUUGUAUUUCUGAUAAAUCUAUACGCGAAAUUACACGAUUCAAUCCCAAUAUCCAAUCUUUAAAUUUUAAUAACUGCGAGAAGCUUACCGAUGCCACAAUCCAUGCUCUUGUAGAUUCGUACCCGGAUCUAAGAAAAUUAGAUCUUAGAGAUUGCAAUAAAGUAACUGACAUAGGUAUCAGACAAAUCGCACAAUGUCUUAAUCUGGAACAUCUUGCACUCAAUUCCCUGGGAUUUAUUAAUGAUGAAACGAUAUGUAUUAUUGCGCAAUCAUGUCCAAACAUUUCUUAUUUCAACCUCGAAUUUUGUCACGUUACAGAUACAGCGGUAGAAGCGAUAGCACAAUCAUGUCACCGUUUGGAAUAUCUCAAUAUUUACGGGUCGAAAUCUAUUAAUGAUUCAUCCAUUUCCAAAAUAGCUAAAAAUUGCUCUUAUAUCCAAGAACUUGAACUGGGGUAUUGCGGGCUUAUCACUGAUACAGCCAUCAAAGAUAUCGCUCAGAAUUUAUCCGAUCUAAAAUAUCUCGGGUUAAAAUAUUGUGUAAAUAUCAGCAAAGAGGCAUUAGAUAUGUUAGACCCAGAUUUAGAUAUAGGUGGAUAUUAUACGAUUCCAUCCACUUUAUAA